ACCUUGAAGUUCAGUUCACUUAACACACACUACACUUUGGGCACAAUGGCUCUAGCUUUAGGAAAAGUUCUCGUGCUUUUGGUGCUACUGUCUAGCUCCUUCACAGUUUUUAGUGAUCUCGUUGGUGUUGCCAAGGAACCUGUUCCAGUCCACCCGCCUGCACCAGCCCCUGCACCCCACCACAAGGGCCAUCACCACCACCACCAUCCCCCCACCCCACCCCCAAGCCACCCUCCAGUUAAGCCUCCCACUUCACCACCAGUUAAGCCUCCCAGCCACCCUCCAGUUAAGCCUCCCUCUUCGCCACCAGUCAAGCCUCCCAUUCCACCAGUCAAGCCUCCCACUCCACCACCAGUCAAGCCUCCCACUUCACCACCAGUCAAGCCUCCUACUCCACCAGUUAAGCCUCCCACUCCACCAGUCAAGCCUCCCACUCCACCGCCUGUUAAGCCUCCGAGCCACCCACCGGUGAAACCUCCUAGUCCCCUACCCAUCAGGAAGGCUGUGGCUGUUCAAGGUGUUGUAUAUUGCAAGUCCUGCAAGUACAGAGGGGUUGGAACCCUCAUUGGAGCCUCUCCACUUGCCGGGGCUUUGGUAAAGCUACAGUGCAACAACACCAAGUGGGGACUCGUUGAACAAACCAAGACAGACAAGAAUGGUUAUUUCUUCUUCAAGCCAUCUAAGCUGACAACAGCUGCAUUCCACAAGUGCAAGGUGUUCAUAAUUUCAUCACCAUUGCCAACAUGCAGUGUCCCGACCAAUAUGGGCAGCGGAGCCUUUGGUGCCAUCUUGAUUCCCAGCCGCAAGCCACCGGUUAAGCCACUUCCAUUUCAACUCUUCACAGUUGGGCCAUUCGCCUUUGAGCCAGCCAAGAAAGUGCCAUGCCACCUCUAGAUCCAGCCAUCCAGGAUUUUAGUUCCAUCUUUGCCUUUAUCUUUGUGAUUGUGAUUGUGUAUGUUAAAAAGUACUGCAUGUGUAACAGCUUUAAUUUGGGCCAUGAUGUUAGAUUUUUACAGCAAUAAAUAAAAAAUAUUUCAGUCAAGCUUA
Olea europaea var. sylvestris is the source of this 1047-nucleotide messenger RNA. RefSeq names its product non-classical arabinogalactan protein 31-like. The record is from RefSeq and is a predicted model, not a curated record. NCBI's taxonomy places the organism in Eukaryota, Viridiplantae, Streptophyta, Magnoliopsida, Lamiales, Oleaceae. The transcript is spliced from 2 exons. The coding region runs from base 46 to 894 and encodes 282 amino acids.